AUGGCUGUUGCAGACAACUGGGAGGACCUUCUCGAUGAGCUGGAGGAGCCAGCAGCUCCUCCUUGCUCCCCAGAAGCAGCAAAGCCAACCAAGACAAAGAGCCCGCUGCAGCAGCAGCAGCAGCAGCGGCAGCAGCAGCAGCAGCAGCAGUUUGAUGAGCCGCUAGAUGAUCCAAUGGAAGAGAGACUGAGAAGGCAAAAGCUAACAGAAGAAGCAGAGAAGCGGCUGAUGAAUGAUUUGUUUGGGGGCUGCGAGCAGCCAGAAGCAGCAGCAAAUGAAAACCAACAAAAACAAACAAAUACAGUAAAAAGUAAAGUCACCGCAGGUGUAUCUACUACAUCUGGCGAGACACUGGAGAGUGUACAGCUGAAGACGUUUCGCGAUUGCGAAAAAUUCGUAGAAAAAAUCUCACAUAAAAUUGUAGACAGCCCAGCGAAGAGCCCCGCGUGGCUUCGUUUGUUGGAUUUGCUGCUCAAAGAAUGCUCACCCAAAAUGGACCUUAAGGAUGAAGACGAAGAAGAUGAGUAUGAUGAGGAUGACUUUAUGUAA
Messenger RNA from Eimeria mitis, 549 nucleotides. RefSeq lists its product as uncharacterized. The record is from RefSeq and is a predicted model, not a curated record. The transcript is spliced from 7 exons. Lineage: Eukaryota; Apicomplexa; Conoidasida; Eucoccidiorida; Eimeriidae. Gene Ontology annotation, cellular component: eukaryotic translation initiation factor 3 complex; cytoplasm. Gene Ontology annotation, molecular function: translation initiation factor activity. The coding region runs from base 1 to 549 and encodes 182 amino acids.